AAGAUGGAGCGCAGUCGUUUGAUGUUUGGGUUAGCCUUUACUAUCCUUCUAACCAUCGUCACCACACCUUCGCACUGCAAAUACCACUCAAAAACAGUCCCUGUAGACCGCCUCAAAGAGAAAGUCACGCAACUCCACUUCUACCUCUUCGACAUCCUCAGCGGCACCAAACCCAGCGCCGUGGAGAUCGCACGUCCGAACGUCACCACUGACAAGUCAGCCACCCCUUUCGGGAGCCUCUAUGCCUUCGAUGACCAUCUGCGAGAGGGCCCCGAGACCAACUCAUCGAUAGUCGGGAAUGCGAAGGGACUCUACUUGUCCGCCAGCCAAGACCCAGCUAACUUUACCAUCGUGAUGUACGCAGAUUUCGGUUUUACUACUGGUAAGUUUAAAGGGAGCUCAUUCGGCGUGUUUUCAAGGAAUCCAGUGGCUGAGUCGCCGGAGCGGGAGGUGGCUGUGGUUGGUGGGAGAGGGAAGUUUAGGCUAGCUAGAGGGUUUGCUAGGGUUAAGACUCAUUACUUCAAUGCUACAAAUGGUGAUGCCAUUUUGGAGUAUAAGGCAACCAUCAUUCACCAUUGA
Molecule: messenger RNA, 579 nt
Organism: Rosa chinensis
Lineage: Eukaryota; Viridiplantae; Streptophyta; Magnoliopsida; Rosales; Rosaceae
Product: dirigent protein 15
Exons: 1
Coding region: 4-579 (191 amino acids)
Source: RefSeq, a predicted model, not a curated record